This is a messenger RNA of Acyrthosiphon pisum (pea aphid), 1202 nucleotides long. RefSeq names its product BRICHOS-like domain-containing protein out at first (gene oaf). The transcript has 5 exons. NCBI's taxonomy places the organism in Eukaryota, Metazoa, Arthropoda, Insecta, Hemiptera, Aphididae. The record is from RefSeq and is a predicted model, not a curated record. The coding region runs from base 257 to 1072 and encodes 271 amino acids.
UUUGAACAAUUUUGUUCUGAUUUUCUGAACAAUUUGAAUUUGAAAUACAAUACUUAUUACUAUUAUUAUUUUUGUCAAAUUCAAUAAUCGAAAUGUUUAAUACAUAUUGUCAGAUAGUCUUUUAAUUUGACGUAUUAUGGAACAAAAUAUGCAUGGUAGUAAUGUAGUAUGUUAGAACAAAUUAUUACAUUAUUAAUUGAUUAUAUCGAUUAAAAUAUAUUCAAUGGUUAUAUAAAAAUUUAGUUUAUGUGUAAAAAUGAUCAAUAUUUUGAAAAUUUAUUUUUAUGUUAUUCACAUUUUCUUAAAUUAUAGUUGUCAUUUUUCUUGUUUAGUUGUUAACGUUAAAGAUCAGGAUGGCAGUGUUAUUAAAGAAAUAAUAUAUGCAAAUAUAACAGAUGAUACAAUAACACUAGAAUUACAAUUACCGGACUCUACAUUAAUCACACAACACAUUGAUUUCACAAAGGAAGUUCAAAUAGUACAAGUGUUGUUGCUUGGAGAAGAAGAACGUGGUCAAAAGCCAUAUCAAAUACUUUGUUUUGUCAAUCAUGUACAUGCAAAUGAAUUUAUAUCACCAGAUGCAAUGUCAAAACUUAGACAAAAAAAUCCUGGUACAAUUCGAGUUGCAGAAGAAAAUAAAGGUGUAUUUAAUAUUACAAUAGAUAUGAAAAUUAAAUCAAAAGAUAGUAAUUAUAUAUCACAACAUGUUGGAUCGUUAUGUUCUGAAGCACAAGAUACAACUUUUACUAGCAAAGUUGACAUUGAUAAAUGGGCUACUGUACCGGGCAUGUACUUGGGAAAUUUGUUACAAGCUGUCGAAUAUAUUAACUAUAAAUCGCCAAACUCUAAUUUGAAACUAUGUCGAGAUACAGGUAAAGUAUGGUCACACUGUUUAUGUACGAUGAAAGUAACCAUUCCUUGGUAUCCUUGUGCUUUAAAAUUCUGUAAAGACCAUAUUGGUAAAAAGUCAACAGCGGUUGAUAGUUAUCGAUGUGGUAUACAGACUUGUGGUAAAAUUAUGAAUUUUAUGUACAUUGUUAAACACAAGCAACAUUGUUUGACAAUUGAAUAACACCUAUCAUUAUUGGUAUGUAUUUAUAAGGUAAAUUAAAGAUCUCUGCUGUACGGUAAAUAAAUGUAUAAAUAAAUGUUGCAUUUACAUAUCCUUUAUAAUUAAUAACAAUAAAAACAUUUUAUUAAUA